UGCGAGAGCAACCGCGGCCGAGCGGACGAGACACGCGCACAUCAGCUGUACUUUGCGCUACAACGAACCCUGAUAACCUUCGCUUAUCGGCGCCGCUCGCUCUCGCCCCCCCCCCCCGCCGUAUAGACACGAUGUCGCGUCGGCUCCCGAGGCGCGAUAUAACCCCAAAGCUCCGCCUCUCUCCGACCAUUCAUUCGUCGGAGCGAACUCUUCUCGCACGCACUUGUUCUCUUCUACUCGCUUAUAAAUUCUCUCCGUGUCUUCCGCCGCCGCGACAGCUGUGAAGUAGUAGUGCCGUCGCGCCGCGUGUUUUUCUGCGCAGCGCAACAAGCUUCGAGCUUGAGAGAUCGUCCGAAGGAUAUCUUACUCGUCGAGAAGAAGACUCCCCUUCACCAAGAGCGAGCGUACUUUUUCACCCUCGGUCUGGCCACACACAGAGGAAUGCAAAAGGACUGCCGAGACUGUCUGGGUAUCAGAUACCGCAUCAACACCCUGGAUCAGACGUGGAAGUGGCUGCACCAGACCAUCGCCCUGCACGAGUACCUCAUCUCCAUCACCGCCAGCCAAUCUAAUUUUAAGUGCCAUUCCACUCACUAGGAGCUCUUGGCCUUGCUCAGAAUCCUCACCAGAACUCAACUCGCGGAUUUAAGAGUAAACGCAAGCUCGUUGCUCCAAGAAAGAGACUUUGUUUUAUUUAACACUACAUCUGGAGCAACCUUUACUGGCUUGACAGUACACACUCUUGAUACCUGCUCUCAAAGACUGAUUUUUUUUACAUAUUCCCUGUGAGAGAAUAUAUACGUAUUAGAGCCAAAGAAUGUCUGUGAUCUGUAGAACCAGCAUCCACAAGGCCAAGGCCUUGUACAACAAGUUUGGAGAGCUCUCACUUGUUCUGAGACAUGCUUCAAGCAGCUCUGUAAAGAACGUGCCUGAGGAGGGCAUCAAAAAGUCUGUCUUCAUAUCCCAGUCGAGUGACAUCUACACCAACUUGGCUCUGGAGGACUGGUUCUAUCGCAACUACGAUUUUAGUAAGCACCACGUGCUGCUGCUUUGGAAAAAUGACCCAUGCGUUGUCAUCGGGCGACACCAGAAUCCCUGGGUGGAGUGCAAUGUACCAGCUCUCGAGCAGAGCAACAUUGCAUUGGCAAGGCGCAAUAGUGGAGGAGGUACCGUUUAUCACGACUCUGGUAAUCUCAACUUGUCGUUUUUCACGCCGCGUGAACGCUACAAUAGAAGAUACAACUUGGACGUAAUCACGAGAGCUUUGUUCCGAGAAUGGGGUCUGAAAUCCACUAUCAACAAGAAGGAGGACAUUGUUGUGCAGGGCGAAUUCAAAGUGUCUGGUACAGCUGCAAAGCUGGGACGUCCCAAUUCUUAUCAUCAUUGUACACUAUUGGUGGAUGCUAAUAAACAAGCCUUGAGCCUGGCUCUCAAGAAAACGGAGACCGGAAUAACUAGUAAAGCUACAGAGUCUGUGAGAUCUCCGGUGAAAAAUUUGAAGGAAGUCAACUCCCACAUCAGAACCGAGCACUUACUCAAUGCUGUUGGCUGGGAAUAUCUUCGCACCAAGUCUCUGACAUUACAAGAUGGCGGACACCAACUGGUACAGCAGCAAAAAGGCUUUCAAAUGAUAAAUCCCACCGAAGAUUGGUUUCCAGGUAUUGAAAAACUAACGGAAGAGUUUCGAUCUUGGGAUUGGACCUACGGUAAAACACCCGUUUUCACGGUGACUCGUUUACUGGAAGCUCCAACACAAGACGGUCAAAAUCAUCUUCUAAAACUCAUCAUUGAGGUGGAGAAGGGCAUCGUUCAAGAUAUAAAAAUGACUCUGCCAUCGGACUUGAAUCGCGAUGCUAGCGUGAUUACAAAUCUUCGCGGUAAGCGCUAUAGCCAUGAGCUCACGGACAGCAUCGUCGAGGCUACGGGCUGCAAGGUCGUAGCACAAGACGUCGUCGUCGAUGAAAGCAACGUCGCCGCCAUAUAGCUCAAUCCUAUUUCGCCUGAUGAUUGUACAAAAGAUACCUGAUUUUAAUGAUAAUGAUAAAGAUAAGUGUAGAGAGUAAAUAUCGAAUGUUCUCUUUGUUGUAAUCUUGUAUUUCGUUACAUUAUAUAGAAUAAUAUAUAUAUAUAUAUAUAUAUAUACACACAUAUUGUUACAUGUACGUUUGACAAGUGUUUGGCCUUAUUUGCAUGACAUACUUAAAAACAGUCUAAAGUAUAAAACCACGCUCUGUUGUACGUAUAGCAGCUGCGUGCACGUGGCUCGACAAGUAGAAUAGCGCGACUAUCACGUGAUUCCUUAGUCCAAUAUUCAUUUUUUAUUCAUGAUGUCAUUUCAUUUACUGAAUUAUCUUAUCUGCAGUUAGGGUUCACACUUGAUCCCCCGCUAUCGGGCGCUUCUUAGACUAGAAAACUACUAAUUUUCGCAAAUACAGUUGUUUAACGAGCAUACAAACAUUCAUCACCAGCAUCAGUACAAGUUUGCAAAACGAAAAUUAAAAGAUGAAACACACAUAUACAUGUAUAUUUAUAAAAUGAAUAGACGAAGGCCAAUUUGUCCUCGUUUCUCCUACCCGUUUAUCAAAAAGCAUAAAGGAGAUAAGGAAUAUUCGGAUGGAAAACAUUAUCUUUGUUAAAAGCUAGGCAUAGUUCUUCAAUUAUUGUAGUACGAUGUCUUAUUUAUAGUAGCUUGCUGAUAGUAAAAAUCAAGUUAUAAUACAAUUAAUUAUUUAUAGCAUUUGGGGCAUUAUAAAAGACGAGCCGGCAACUGAAGCGUGGAAUCGGCGAUAUCACUGGUUUUUGUAGAGAGAAACUUCGUUAAAAAAUCCUAUUGAAAGUUGCAACAAGACAGAUCAUUUUUAAUUUUGCCAGAUUUCUUCUGAAUGUUAGAAUUCGUUUUCUUAUACAAACAUGAUGUUAGAAAAAAUGUAGCUUUCUGCAAGGCGCAACCCAUAGUUUUUAAAAAUUGUAAAAAAUACUAAAUCAUGAUUUAUUUCCUUUAAAUCUAA
Messenger RNA from Nasonia vitripennis (jewel wasp), 3008 nucleotides. It is a transcript of the gene Lipt1, whose product is annotated as lipoyltransferase 1, mitochondrial. The transcript is spliced from 5 exons. NCBI's taxonomy places the organism in Eukaryota, Metazoa, Arthropoda, Insecta, Hymenoptera, Pteromalidae. The record is from RefSeq and is a predicted model, not a curated record. Gene Ontology annotation, biological process: protein lipoylation. The coding region runs from base 818 to 1984 and encodes 388 amino acids. Gene Ontology annotation, cellular component: mitochondrion; cytoplasm. Gene Ontology annotation, molecular function: lipoyltransferase activity.